CCCGCGCUCCCGUGCUGAGCCGCGGCGGAGGCGGCGGCAUGGAGGGCGAGAGCACGCAGGCGGUGCUCUCGGGCUUUGUGCUCGGAGCGCUGACCUUCCAGCACCUCAGCACGGACUCGGACACGGAAGGUUUUCUCAUUGGGGAAGUGAAAGGUGAAGCCAAAAAUAGCAUUACUGAUUCCCAAAUGGAUGAUGUGGAGGUUGUUUAUACAAUUGACAUUCAGAAAUACAUACCAUGCUAUCAGCUUUUUGGCUUUUAUAAUUCUUCAGGUGAAAUAAAUGAGCAAGCACUAAAGAAAAUACUACCAAGUGUCAAAAAGAAUGUCGUAGGUUGGUACAAAUUCCGUCGUCAUUCAGAUCAGGUUAUGACAUUUAGAGAGAGAGUGCUUCACAAAAACUUACAAGAGCAUCUCUCAAAUCCUGAACUUGUUUUUCUGUUAAUAACACCAAGUAUAAUAACAGAGAGCUGCUCUACUCAUCGCCUGGAACAUGCACUAUAUAAACCUCAAAAAGGACUUUUUCAUAGGGUACCUUUAGUGGUUGCCAAUCUGGGCAUGUCUGAACAACUGGGUUAUAAAACUGUAUCGGGUUCCUGCAUGUCCACUGGUUUUGGCAGAGCAGUAAAAACACACAGAUCUCAAUUUUUUAAAGAUGAUGGAUCUUUAAAGGAGGUACAUAAGAUAAACGAAAUGUAUGCUUCAUUACAAGAUGAACUAAAGAGUAUAUGCAAAAAAGUAGAAGAUAGUGAGCGAGCUGUAGAGAAACUACUGGAAGAUGUAAACAGAUUAAAACGAGAAAUUAAAAAAAGGAAACAGGCACAGAUUCAAGCAGUAGGAGAGAAGAAUAUCCCUAAAGACCCUCAGGAGAACAUUUUUCUCUGUCAAGCUUUACGGACCUUUUUUCCAGAUUGUGAAUUUCUUCAUUCAUGUGUUAUCUCUUUGAAAAACAGACAUGUUUCUAAAAGUAGCUGUAGUACCAACCAUGAUCUCAAUAUGGUAGACAACUUGACCUUAAUGGUAGAAUGCACUGACACCCCUGACACUAGUCCAGUCAGUACACCACAAAUGAGUAAGCGUAAAACUUUAGAUGCAGAUGAUGGAUGGCAACUGAAGAAAUUACGGCUGUUGGAGAGAGAAAACAAACUAUUUAAAACAGAUACUGAUAGUAGUAACCAAGCUAAAGCAUCUACAAUGAGCAGCCCAGAAACAGAUGAAGAGAUUGAGAAAAUGAAGGAUUCUAUUGCAUAUCCACAAUCACCUACAUUUUGAUCGAAAGGUCAAGCCGAGUGUUUCUAUUUAUACUAUAUUCCGCUACCUUCAGUAACACAGAUAAAUUUGUUUCUACUAUUCAGACAUUUGCAGAAAUACAUAGUUUGUUUUUACUAUGUUCACUGGUGUGCAGUAAUACCUAGAGAAGUUCUAUUGCAUUUAUUUUAUAAAGCACUUUUUAAACAUCAGAUGCUUUUAUUUUGAA
Molecule: messenger RNA, 1473 nt
Organism: Lepus europaeus (European hare)
Lineage: Eukaryota; Metazoa; Chordata; Mammalia; Lagomorpha; Leporidae
Gene: ABRAXAS1
Product: abraxas 1, BRCA1 A complex subunit
Exons: 9
Coding region: 39-1268 (409 amino acids)
Biological process (GO): mitotic spindle assembly; attachment of spindle microtubules to kinetochore; protein K63-linked deubiquitination
Cellular component (GO): nucleus
Molecular function (GO): microtubule binding; polyubiquitin modification-dependent protein binding
Source: RefSeq, a predicted model, not a curated record